Messenger RNA from Chrysoperla carnea, 1347 nucleotides. RefSeq lists its product as uncharacterized. The record is from RefSeq and is a predicted model, not a curated record. The coding region runs from base 208 to 1242 and encodes 344 amino acids. Gene Ontology annotation, cellular component: neuron projection membrane. Lineage: Eukaryota; Metazoa; Arthropoda; Insecta; Neuroptera; Chrysopidae. The transcript has 6 exons. Gene Ontology annotation, biological process: synapse organization.
AACAAACUAACAUGAAAACAUUUUAUAAUAUAAAUCUGUUGAAUGGGUCAAUCAAUUACACCAAUAAAUUGGAAUAAUUUGGAUGAAGUUUAUUACAUCGUACCUGCAAAGUAUGAGCAAGCAGUGAACAAAUGAGUGUGUAUGUAUAUUUUAAAGUAGAUUUAUAAAUCAUAUUUAAUUGUGAUUUAACAAUAAUAAUACAGUGAAAUGUGUGAGUUUAAUAAACUAGUACUUUCUACGGUGUUUUGUAUAAUGGCUGUAAAUCCAGUGCUUACAGGUUAUUCAUGGAUCGAUUCAAAACAACAAUGGAAGCAACUUCAAAAGAAUCCUGUAGAGCCAACACAUUUUCCAUUGCCAGAAUUCGACAUGACAAAAUCAUCACAAGUGUCAGUACUCGAAGGACAAAUAGCUUAUUUGCCAUGUGUUGUACGAAAUUUGGGAGACCGUGUGGUUUCUUGGAUAAGAACUAAAGAUUUACACAUAUUAACAUCAGAUAUACAUCAAUAUACAUCUGAUACACGUUUUGAAACAAUGCAUCCAUUAAAUUCAGAUACAUGGGCACUUAAAAUAAAUGCAACAAAGCUAACAGAUUCUGGUUUUUAUGAAUGUCAAGUAAAUACUGACCCGAAAAUAAAAUUUCCAGUUGUAUUAACAGUUAUAGAUUCUGAUCAGCUACAUGAUUCACCAUAUAAGACACGAUCCUGGGGCAGUGAUAGUAAAAUAGCAAGAAUAUCAGGACCGCGUGAACAAUAUGUACGCGUUGGAUCAACAGUCACGUUUACAUGCGAAGUGUCCCCAAUGGACAAGAGGAACACAAAUACUGGUAGUGAUAAUGAUAGUUAUUCUCCUUCUUCUACACUACCUUCAAGCAGUAAUUUUACCAGUUUAAUGGCAACAUCAACAAUAUAUCCAAGAAUUCGGCAUGCACCUAUUGUUUGGACACAUCAGGGACGAUUAGUUUCAUUUCAGGCAGCAAGAGGUGGUAUUUCUAUGGAUACCGAUUACAGUGAUAUGAUUUCAACAAGUCGUCUGACUAUAUCAAGGGUGACAACAGAGGACGCUGGAGACUAUACAUGUGUACAAGGUGAUACUAAACCAGCUACUGUUAUACUAAAGCUUGAAGAAAGUGAACAUACAGAAGCAAUGCAACGUGAUAUGGCCAUGGGUGAAAACAAAGCUCAUAGUCAUCAAAUUUCACAACUAUUAUUAUUUUAUAUUGUAUUUCUAUUGUACAUUUAUUAAAAGAUAUGUCUGGUGUUAUGCCAUCCAAUCCAUACGAAAAUUGUUUUACAUGUAAUAAAAAAAAUAUUCCAUUUCUGUCCAAUAAAUAAGUUUCUCUUUUUGUAA